Molecule: messenger RNA, 603 nt
Organism: Helianthus annuus (common sunflower)
Lineage: Eukaryota; Viridiplantae; Streptophyta; Magnoliopsida; Asterales; Asteraceae
Product: chloride channel protein CLC-d-like
Exons: 2
Coding region: 316-549 (77 amino acids)
Source: RefSeq, a predicted model, not a curated record
CCUUUGAUUUUGGUCAAUCCAAACCAUAAUUGUUCAUCUCUCUCCAAUCAAUCCAAACCCUAAUUGUUCGCCUGUAUGUUUUAAAACGCUUAUAAAUCCUCCUCCUCAUCAUAGGUGACUACGAAGGGUUUCUUUCACUUUUGAGUUGGUUGUGAAGAAGAAAUAAAUUCAGUCAUUCUGUUGGAUCCACUUGAUGAAUCAAUCGCACCAAUCAUCAACUUCAAACGUUUUCAUCUCAUCAAUCUCACACAAUUGAUCCAACAAUAGGGCUCCAAUUUCACGAGAUCAAGUUUCUGGAUCGAUCUCGUCACAAUUAUGCUUUCGAAUCAACUUCAGAACGGCGUCGAGACCGCCAAACUGAUCUGGUCUCGGCUGGCCAACGCCGAAGAUGGCAGUGACGCUGAGGGUGAUGAGGAUGGGGUUUUGAGAAGCGAGGGUUUUGAUGCUGUUGAGAGUCUUGAUUAUGAAGUUAUCGAGAAUUACGCCUAUCGCCAAGAACAGGCGCGAAGAGGAAAGCUAUAUGUUUGGUACAACGUGGGGGUGAAGUAGUUCUUUGCUUUGCUAAUUGGCAUAGGUGUUGUCAUCAAGAAGCCGACCACCACG